AUGGCUCAGAACCGAGACGGCGGGAAUCCGUUCGCCGAGUCCAGCGAGCUCGAUAACCCUUUUCAGGACCCAGCUGUGAUCCAGCACAGACCCAUCCAGCAGUAUGCCACGCUUGACGUCUACAACCCUUUUGAAACCCGGGAGCCACCACCAGCCUAUCAGCCUCCUGCCUCUGCCACAAUGCCUCCACCGUCAGCUCCUUCCGUGCAGCCUUCAAAAAAGCUCAGCCCCACAGAACCCAAGAACUAUGGCUCCUACAGCACUCAGGCCUCAGCUGCAGCAGCCACAGCUGAGUUGUUGAAAAAGCAGGAAGAGCUCAACCGGAAGGCAGAGGAGCUGGACAGGAGGGAACGAGAGUUGCAGCAUGCCGCCUUAGGGGGCACAGCUAACUUCCUCGCUUGCCUCGCCAGCUUCUGUGUGGAAACAAGCAAUGGCGCAGGCUUUGGGCUUUCCAUCCUCUGGAUCCUCCUUUUCACUCCCUGCUCCUUUGUCUGCUGGUAUCGCCCCAUGUACAAGGCUUUCCGGAGUGACAGUUCAUUCAAUUUCUUCGUUUUCUUCUUCAUUUUCUUCGCCCAGGAUAUACUCUUUGUGCUCCAGGCCAUUGGCAUCCCAGGUUGGGGGUUCAGUGGCUGGAUCUCGGCUCUAGUGGUGCUGAAAAUCAACACUGCUGUUGCUGUGCUCAUGCUUCUGGUUGCACUGCUCUUCACCGGCAUUGCUGUGCUGGGAAUUGUGAUGCUGAAGCGGAUUCACUCCUUGUAUCGCCGCACAGGUGCCAGCUUUCAGAAGGCCCAGCAAGAAUUUGCUGCUGGUGUCUUUUCCAACCCCGCGGUGCGAACUGCAGCUGCCAAUGCAGCCGCUGGGGCUGCUGAAAAUGCCUUCCGAGCCCCGUGA
Molecule: messenger RNA, 891 nt
Organism: Elephantulus edwardii (Cape elephant shrew)
Lineage: Eukaryota; Metazoa; Chordata; Mammalia; Macroscelidea; Macroscelididae
Gene: SCAMP3
Product: secretory carrier membrane protein 3
Exons: 8
Coding region: 1-891 (296 amino acids)
Biological process (GO): protein transport
Cellular component (GO): trans-Golgi network membrane; recycling endosome membrane
Source: RefSeq, a predicted model, not a curated record